AUGAGCACUGCUCCCCCAGCUCGCUCUGGCCAGUGCGCCGUGUGCCCAACACCCGCCACCAGCCACUGCAGUGCCUGCAAAGCCGUACGCUUCUGCUCAAGGCGCUGCCAGACCCUCCUCUGGCCGACGCACAAGGUCCUGUGCAAGCGCGACCCCGAUGUCUUCUACAUCCCGCCGCUCACGGCCCGAGAGCUCGACCUCGUGUGCGCCCACAAGGACCGCCGCUUGGACGGUCCUGGCAGGCCCACCUUCUACGAGGACAUCACCCAGGCCGACCCGCAGGGUCAUCCAGGCGACGUCAAGCCAUGGGAGAACUUUGUCACCUCGAUCACGUCGACCGAGGCUCGCCCACGACCCGGCUUUGAGUCGCUGGCCGAGGCCCGCGACGACCGCUUCGCCGACCUCACCGAGGCGUACCGCUUCCUCGCCGUCCUCACGCGCCCGCCGUUCGCCCACGGCAUCGUCGUCGAGCGCUCACGCGCCGCGUGGUACUUCUUCGCCAUGCGCGCAGGCGACGCCCGCACCCUGUACCUCGAGUCGUGGGCCGCGGGCGGCGUCGACGCCCUCGCGAGCGACCCCGACGCCUUUGCGCGCGACAACAUGUGGCUCGGCGCCGGGUCGUGCGUCGUCCUCAACAAGCUGUACCGCCAGCUCGUCGUCAACAUGACGCUCGGGACGUGGGCCAUCCUCCAUCUCGGCACGCCGCGUAUCGCGCCGCUCGAGCUUGACGCCCUCAUGGCGACCGGCGAGCAGCGCGUGCUCGACGCGGUCGACGCCGCCGACCUCAUGCCGCUCGCGACGAGGAAUCGCUUCAGACGGGAGCUCGAGCGGUAUUUUCAGGCGCGUCAGAGGGCCAAUCGGUCGGUGUAACUGUAAUACGAACCGCAGCUCGCCA
This is a messenger RNA of Rhodotorula graminis WP1, 895 nucleotides long. RefSeq lists its product as uncharacterized. The record is from RefSeq and is a predicted model, not a curated record. The transcript is spliced from 3 exons. The coding region runs from base 1 to 870 and encodes 289 amino acids. Lineage: Eukaryota; Fungi; Basidiomycota; Microbotryomycetes; Sporidiobolales; Sporidiobolaceae.